AUGCCAGCCACUGCUCGAGCAAGAUCAGAUCGCGCCCAGCGAAAAAGCGAACCCAAACAACCACCAAACUUGCGUCGCUCCACUCGACAAACACGGAGUCGCAGUAGAGAUGAUGCGCCUGCUUCUCCCUCGAAAUCUGUUGUCACUUCGGUGAGCGCGGGUAAUUUUGAGAACGAACCGUCCUAUACUCCAACUAGGAGCAAUCGAGGUGAAAAGUUACGGUCGAAGUCUGGCAACAAUGAGUUGUCACCUGUUUUUGAAAGCCCUCCUGCGAAUGCCACUGGCAGCUUUAAUACAAACCUUACGAGGCAAACCUCGAGGCGCAGCGAACGAUCUGUUCCUGAAUCACCUGUUGACCAUUUCAAUGUUACUGGGACAACCCUUCUCGCUACUGAUUCUGAACAUGAAUCACGAGAAUUGGAUCCCAGUAUCAUGAUCGAGGCAUUGCCCGACCUAUAUACUUCUGCAAAGAACGCUCUGCGAAUACUAACUCCACAGGCCUUUUCCCUUACCACUAUUCUUAGGAGUCUUAAAAACGCUACCUUUAGAGCAAGGAUCAGACGUAUACGGGAGACCUUUGAAACCCAGCAGAAGUACUUUGGCGGCCAGCAUUUCAUCAUCGUCCAGGCUAUAGUAAACAUAUUUCCAUCCCUGAAACACAUUCCAUGGCAUCCGGAUGAAUUCCUUCAGAAAGCCAACCUUGCCCAGUUUGCAUUCGAUCUUAUCCCUUUGCGUGAGAACAUUGGUCCUUUCUCGGACUAUCACCUUUCAUACCUUGACGAAUCAUUUCCGAAAUCCUUCUUGAGUUCCUUCUCCCCUCCAGGAGAUGAUCAACUUAUAAAACCAGGGCGAAGCGGUCUCCUAGCAGAAACAUUUCAAUUGGGUUUAGAAAUCCGCACCCAACGUGUCAUUGCGGAACUCCGAUCAGGGGGGAAAGAUCCCGGUGUUGAAUUUGCUCCGGAUGUAGUACUGGAAACUGUUUUCACCUCGUUCGUGAAAAAUGGUGACAAGUUUGAAAGGUUACUAGGCUGGGGAAUUAAUGGCCUACAGGAUGAGUGGGGCAGCAUCCCCGAGGAGUUCCAUGAUGAAGUUUUUGAGCGGAUGGAGUCGAUUCGAAAGUGUUUUGACGAGGAUGAGACCAGCACGUUCGCUCACUGUGACAAACUGGAAUCUUUGUUUCCUUGGUCGGAGUUCGUUGCCCAAGCAUGCAAGUGGAUCCACAUGAGGGCAAAUGAAAUUGAUGAGCAAUUGAGAAGCCAAGCAUCUCUUGACGAAGGAGUUGAGGCAUUACAAACCGAAGCUGAUCGCAGGUCAAGCCUCGAUCAACAAGGUAUCUCGUCCAUUCACGAAUCGACAAAUCCGGCCACUUCGGCCGCCGACAAGGUAGCCGCCGAAAAGGCCGAUGUUCAGAAACCGCAAGAUACGAGAUCCGCGAUUACCAGGAAGUCAAUGUUCUCUGUUGGAAAAGAGAUUUUCAAGUCUAAGGCCCUUAUAUCUCACUUGGUGAAUCUUCAGGCCCGGGUUGGUUCUUCUGUGGCUGGCUCUGCUCAGGUUCCCAGUAGUGUAGGGGUUGAUCAACCUUCGGAAAGUCCACAAACAGAAAUCGUUGCAACGGCUGGUGAUACGACUCCACAGGUCAGCGACAGCGGAGAAUUCCCCAGAAGGCCUAACGAAUCUCAAAACGCUAGCGUUCGGAAAUUGAAGCAAGACGUUAGCCCAGGACAGCGAACAGGACAACCACUGAAGAAUGUAUCGCCCCGCCCAUCACCAUCCGAAAUCGUCAAGAUAGCUGAACGGCAACGACUUGCAAUUUUUUCUCAACGGCAAAGACAAAGUUUCAAGACACCGCCGGUGGCUUUUAUUGAUCGACAAGCUGAUGCUCACAGAUUAUCCCCGGUUGGUUCCAGCCAAUCAUCAUCUGGCAGAAGCCGCUUGAAUGACCGUUCCCGGAAACGACAGGCCUCCGAAGUAGAGCCAAACGAAGGGCAGGAGAAGGAAACUAUCCAGCCAUCUGACGAGGAAAGCUUCGAAACAGGCACCCGAAGUACCCGGGUUGAGAAAAACCGGAAAUCCAUUGCGGCACUGCAGGUUCAUCGGAAGCGACGACGAAUUGGAACAUCAUCUCCUAGGACACAAUCCCGCCCAUUGGCCACGCCUCCAAGACAACCACAAAGCCUUGGAGGCCGACGAGGUAGUCGCGUAGCGUCAAGGUCACUAGAGCUUAUGAACGCCGUUGAGAGUAAAACUCCAGCCAGCACUGCUCCUGAAAUUAGCCGACGGGUGCGGAAGCCUGGUGGUGGUAGGAUCCCAUGGUCCGUGGAUGAGUGUAAUCAGCUUAAGCUCUUGAUUGUCAGACACGGACCUAAGUGGGCGAAAAUCAAACAAGUUGAUGACAGCCUGGAGAACCCGCAGUUGAGCAUUCGAGAUCAGGUGAAUCUGAAAGAUAAAGCGAGACAAAUGGCUGUUGAUUUCUACAAAACCGGCCAACAACUUCCUGAAAACUUCGAAAGAGUUCCUCUCAAAACUGAUGAUAAACGCAAAUUACGAGAAAUGGGGAUUACAAUCUUUGAAGAUUUGCCUGAAGGGGAUUGA
Molecule: messenger RNA, 2592 nt
Organism: Histoplasma mississippiense
Lineage: Eukaryota; Fungi; Ascomycota; Eurotiomycetes; Onygenales; Ajellomycetaceae
Exons: 4
Coding region: 1-2592 (863 amino acids)
Biological process (GO): telomere maintenance via telomere lengthening
Molecular function (GO): double-stranded telomeric DNA binding
Source: RefSeq, a predicted model, not a curated record